AUGGGUCUGGGUGGCCGGACCUCGUGCAGCGCCGAGCGCGCGGCGGCGGCCUCAGCCUGGCGAGGCGUUUUGGAGGAUCCGUCUUCGCUUCCGGAAGCCCUCCGUCCACAUGCGCACUGUGCCCUCGGAGAUGCUCUCCAGAAGCUGGGCCGGGACCGCCAAGCAGCCGAGGAGUUUACAGCAGCCACAAGAUUGGCACCCAACUUCGCAGCUGCAGCACUACGCCGCGGCACAGCCCUACGGCGGCUUGGGGAUUUCCGAGGUGCCGAAGCCGCCUACAGGAGCGUGCUUCGCCGCUCGAGUGGAGCGCGGCAAGCGACUAUGGCAGAGCUCUCGCAGGCCUGGCUGACCUCGGCGGGUGCCAAGGCCAAGAGCUAUGCCAGAAGUUUUGUGGCCCAUGGCCUACAAGACAAAUUUGCACAGCGCUGUACGUGCGGCGUGCCCGCCACCACGGUGUCCCAGAAAGCCCUGAACCCCGUACCUUUUGCACAAUACUCAGGAAACCUGCUGUUGCUGGCUCUUGCCCUGUGGCUCGGCGGCACAUCGGGGAUUCUAGAGUUUCAAGAGCUUCGAGACAAGAGGCAUGCGGCGAGGUGGCUGUCCUCGGUUUGCCGCCACAGCGCCGCAGGGCAGCCCAUCACCAACUGCGGAGGUGCUUCUGCGGAUGCCGACGCGGCCCGCCGCCCCCUGGCCGAGACUUUGCGGUGGCGUGCGGAGGGCGGGGCGGAGGUUCAGGUGAGCGAUGACAGCGACGAGGCAUGGCUUGCCCGAGCGGCCUUCAACCGCCUCGCCGAUGCACCGCAGUGGGCGCUGGUAGAGGAUAAAUGCAGCCUUGAUCGCCUACUCAAGGACAACCUGGACAGCCGUGUGUUGAGCUUGAUUUGGCCCAGGACCCUCCUCCUCCCUGGGGACUCCCUGGCUGUCUCAAGUGGAGCGCCACUAGGCAAUGGGAAUCGGCUUGCUCUCGGUGGAAGGGGACAGGCUGAUGGGCCCUGCAAAGCCCUGGAUCACAAGUUUGAAGGCUGGUUGGAAAGGAAGCAAGCUUCGACAUCUCAGGCUUCUUUGACGAGCGAGCCUCAGAAAUAA
Symbiodinium necroappetens is the source of this 1086-nucleotide messenger RNA. Lineage: Eukaryota; Dinophyceae; Suessiales; Symbiodiniaceae. The record is from the annotation of a GenBank genome assembly.